Molecule: messenger RNA, 1818 nt
Organism: Erigeron canadensis
Lineage: Eukaryota; Viridiplantae; Streptophyta; Magnoliopsida; Asterales; Asteraceae
Exons: 8
Coding region: 72-1562 (496 amino acids)
Biological process (GO): mRNA pseudouridine synthesis; tRNA modification
Cellular component (GO): mitochondrion
Molecular function (GO): pseudouridine synthase activity; RNA binding
Source: RefSeq, a predicted model, not a curated record
CCCCUCUUCAUUCCAUCUUCUUCUGCUUCUCCCCUGCAAUCACUUCGACACAAAAAAAUAAAAAUAAAAAAAUGGCGAAAUUGAAUUGCAUAAGCCGUGCAACAUCUCUAAUCUUUUCAAUUCACACAAAACCACUUUCAAAUCCCUUCAAAUCACACUCUUUUCUUUCAUAUUCCACCACCAAAACCCCAUUCCCACUUCAAUACGACAUGAUUAUCACACGCCCACCACCACAACAACCGCAUCACCACCGUAAACCACCGCCAAAUGCCAAACCCCAGAACGAUUCCCAUCUGGGUUUUGAAGACUGGGUCGAUAUGAAGCUGCAAAAUCAAGAUCAAGAAAAACCCAUGUCGGAAAUUAUGGAUAAAAGUAAACGAAAGUAUUACAAUAAGCGCGAAAAGAGAAUGUAUGGUUCGGACUCCGAAUUCGAUAAUGGUAAGAAAGUAGAUGAUGGUAAUAAGUUUGUUGAAUUGAAACAAGAAGUUGUAAAGUUAAAAACUUUGCAUAAAAGAGAAGAAGAGUUGUAUUUUUAUGAUGCAUUUGCUUAUCCAUGGGAAAAAGAUAAACAUUAUAAGAUGGUUUAUCAAUUGGAGAAGAAGUUUUUUCCUGAUCAUUGUUUUGAUAAGGCGUUUCUUGAACCAGGUCAAACGAAUGUGAACGAGAACCAGAGUGCGGAAAAGGGCGGUGGAAAGAAGAAAGAUGAGAAAAGUUUGGUGUUUUUUGAGGAAAAGGAGAGUGAUGAAGAAGAAAAAGAUGUGAAAUUGGAUGUGACUGAGAAGAAAGUUGAGGAAUUUUUUAAGUGUUUGAAGAAAGUUCCGGGGAGUGAAGUUGAUGAGACGUUGCCGUUCGUUUCAGGGAGGAGUUCCGGGCUUCCUCUUAAAUGGGAUGGUCCAACUGGUGCUGUUCUUUUGGUUAACAAACCUAAAGGAUGGACUUCAUUUACGGUUUGUGGAAAGUUGCGUCGCCUGGUCAAUGUAAAAAAGGUAGGGCAUGCAGGGACACUAGAUCCAAUGGCAACUGGUUUGCUUAUCGUAUGUAUUGGCAAAGCAACAAAGUUGGUUGAUCGAUUUCAGGGUAUGGUUAAAGGCUAUAGUGGAGUCCUUCGUUUAGGGGAAGCUACCUCAACCCUUGAUGCUGACUCACCGGUAAUACAACGUGAACAAUGGGAGCACAUCAAAGAUGAUGUAAUAAAGAAAACCGCUGCAUCAUUUUGUGGGGAAAUAUGGCAAGUCCCCCCAAUGUUCUCUGCCAUAAAAGUUGGUGGCGAAAGGCUAUAUGAGAAGGCAAGAAGAGGAGAAAGUAUUGAACUUUCACCAAGACGGAUAUCAAUCUUCCAAUUUGAUGUUGAGCGAAGUCUUGAAGACAGACAAAAUGUGAUUUUCAGAGUGACAUGCUCAAAAGGGACAUAUAUCCGAUCCCUUUGUGCUGAUUUUGCCAAGGCUCUCAACAGUUGUGCUCAUAUGACAGCUCUUCGAAGAGAUUCCAUUGGUGAAUACUCGGUGGAUGAUGCUUGGGAUUUCAAGGAGUUGGAAGAAGAAAUUCCCAAAAGCUAUUUGUAGAAUUGUAGAUUCACAUAUCGAGAUACAUUUAGGCUAUAGAUUUACGUAGUGAUUGAAUCCCGGCCUAGCUAUGCCAUGUCUAUGUUCAUGUCUCUAGUGGCGCUCGGUAAAUGUUGGGAAGGAUAUAGGCAAAUGAAGUUGAGAGGACAUUCAUUCAGAUUCAGGUAAUGUAAAAUCAGGGUUUCUCUGUAAUAUUGUUUUUGUAAGUUACCAGUAUAAUCGAUGAGUUUAUGGAUGUCCGAGUGUAUUUGUAUAA